AUGGCGGAGAUUCUGAGGCGGGUGCUAAGUGGGAGCGGCGCGGCCGGACCCGGGGAGGAGAACACGGCUGAGGCCGGACCGCCGUUGCUGCUGCUCGGCGCUCCGGGUUCUGGAAAAACAACGCUGCUAUUCGCGGCAGCCCUGGAGGUGGCGGGGGAGGGCCGAGGCCCCGUACUCUUCCUGACCCGGAGGCCUCUUCAAAGCCUGCCCCGCCGAACUGAAGCAGGGCUCGACCCUCUGCGUCUCCAGAAGAUCCGCUUCCAGUACCCACCCUCAACCCGAGAGCUUCUCCGGCUCCUAUGCUCUGCCCAUGAGUCCCCCGGGCCAACCCCCUCCCUUCUACUACUUGACGGCCUGGAGGAAUACCUAGCGGAAGAACCGGGCCCCCAGGAAGCCGCCUACCUGGCUGCUCUGCUUCUGGACACAGCCGCUCACUUCAGCCACCGAGUUGGGCCCGGCCGGGACUGUGGACUGGUGGUGGCCCUCCAGACCCAGGAGGAGGCAGACAGUGGGGAUGCUCUGCAGCUGGCACUGCUCCAGCGGUAUUUCCCUGCCCAGUGCUGGCUGCAGCCGGAUACACCAGGCACAAGAGAGCGCUGCCUUCGAGUCUGCCUGGAGCCAGGUGGGCUGGGCCCCAGGGCAGAGUGGCGUGUGACUUUCCGACCAGAUGGAGAGAUGAUGAUCACCCCGUGGCCCACCCAGACUGGUGACCCCAGCUCAGAAAAAGGUUCAAGCUCUGGAGGCCAGCCCUGAAUUUUGGUGUGUGACAACUUCUCUGUGCCUUAGUUUCCCAUGUCUGUAAUACCUACCUCAGGGACAUGUACAGAUUCAAAGACCUAAAGAAUGUAAAGUACAUUUUCUCUUUUAAAAAAAUAGCAUUAUCAGGGCUGGCUGGUUAACUCAGUUGGUUAGAGCAUGGUG
Molecule: messenger RNA, 921 nt
Organism: Galeopterus variegatus (Sunda flying lemur)
Lineage: Eukaryota; Metazoa; Chordata; Mammalia; Dermoptera; Cynocephalidae
Gene: SWSAP1
Product: SWIM-type zinc finger 7 associated protein 1
Exons: 2
Coding region: 1-753 (250 amino acids)
Biological process (GO): double-strand break repair via homologous recombination
Cellular component (GO): Shu complex
Molecular function (GO): single-stranded DNA binding
Source: RefSeq, a predicted model, not a curated record